Patella vulgata (common limpet) is the source of this 813-nucleotide messenger RNA. RefSeq lists its product as uncharacterized. Gene Ontology annotation, biological process: arabinan catabolic process; xylan catabolic process. The coding region runs from base 1 to 813 and encodes 270 amino acids. Gene Ontology annotation, molecular function: alpha-L-arabinofuranosidase activity; xylan 1,4-beta-xylosidase activity. The record is from RefSeq and is a predicted model, not a curated record. Gene Ontology annotation, cellular component: plant-type cell wall. The transcript has 5 exons. Lineage: Eukaryota; Metazoa; Mollusca; Gastropoda; Patellidae.
AUGUUACAACACCUGGGAAGGAAAGCGAACUAUGCUAGUGGUUGCAGUGACACACGAUGCGAUGUCUAUGAUUCUAAUUCCGUUAUAAAUGCUGUCCACGGUGUCGAUGUGGUCUUUGUAUGCAUUGGAUUAGGUAUUGGUGUAGAGAAAGAAGGAAAUGAUAGACCGGAUAUGGAAUUACCCGGUAAACAAAAGCAAUUACUACAAGAUGUUAUCGAUAACAGUGGUGCAGCUAAAAUAAUCCUUAUAAGUUUCAAUGCGGGGCCGGUUAAUAUUCAGUGGCUUGACCAGAGUUCCCGGGUUUCAGCCAUUCUGGCUGUCUUCUAUCCAGGACAAAGUACAGGAGUUGCUCUCAGGAAUGCUCUGACCAAUCCUAAUAACCCACAGUUUGGUAGACUGCCUUACACAUGGUAUAAAUCUGCUAACCAGGUUCCGCCAAUGAUCGACUACUCGAUGAGCGGAAGAACUUAUAGAUACUUUAAUGGUGAACCACUAUAUCCAUUCGGUUAUGGUCUAACAUACACCACAUUUCAAUAUGAGCAUCCAGUUAUACCAGCAAAUAUAAAGGCUGGACGAGAUCUUCAUGGUUCUGUAGUUGUUCGAAAUACUGGUAGUCUUCCUGGAGAUGAGGUUGUUCAAGUCUACAUUUCCUGGUUACAAAGUUCUACACCUUCCCCACAAUUACAGUUGGUCUGGUUUGAUCGAGUAACAAUUGGUGGUAAUGGUCAGAUGACUGUGCAUUUUUCUGUAACCUCUAAACAGAUGGCCCUGUGGAUUGAUAAUACUGGAUGGAAAAUUGAAGCAGGUAAAUAA